AUGAGUAAACAUAACCACACAGUUUAUGACUUUCUGUUAUUGGGAUUCCCACAAAUUAAUGGCAUUAAUGCUGUAAUUGUAUUUCUACUGAUAUUGGUUGCUUACAUUAUGAUACUCGUACUAAAUUCUAUGAUCAUCGUAUUGGUGUCAACCAGACCACAAUUAUUUUCUCCCGUGUACUUCUUCCUCCAAAAAUUAUCUAUAAAUGAAAUUGUGCUUGUGACUGUUAUCAUCCCUAACAUGCUACGUGUCAUAUGGUUAGAAGGAGCCACAAUUUCCAUUAUGUGUUGCAUAGCUCAGACUUAUCUUUCUGUUGCACUUGGGUGUUCAGAAUGUCACCUCCUUACAGUCAUGUCUUAUGACCGAUACCUGGCCAUAUGUAACCCUCUACGUUAUAGCACCAUCAUGAACAUCAAACGUCAACAUUCCCUGGUUAUCUAUUGCUGGGUGUUUGACUUUCUAGUCACCCAAAUAACACUCAAUUUUCUGUGUCAACUUCAAUUCUGUGGACCCAACGUCAUUGACCAUUUCUUUUGUGACCUUGGUCCUUUCAUUGAACUUGCCUGCUCUUCCACUUAUGCAUUACAGUUAGAGAUUUUUAUUUUUGCUGUCCCUGUAAUCAUCAUUCCUUUUAUUUUAGUUGUCAUUAGUUACAUCUGUGUAUUUACAACUAUUCUUGGGAUAACCUCUAAAACAGGUAGGAAGAAAACCUUCUCCACAUGCAGCUCCCACCUCUCUGUUGUGACCAUGUACUAUGGAACCUUGAUCGCUGUUUACCUGGUUCCACCUUCUGGAAACUCAUUGACCAUAAACAAGGUGAUUGCCCUGUUAUACAUUGUGGUACCACCUCUGUUUAACCCAAUCAUAUACAGCUUGAAAAAUCAAGAGAUGAGAGUUGUCAUGGGGAAAUUACUCAGCAUUAACUAA
Messenger RNA from Pseudophryne corroboree (corroboree frog), 927 nucleotides. RefSeq names its product olfactory receptor 10AG1-like. Gene Ontology annotation, molecular function: G protein-coupled receptor activity; olfactory receptor activity. Gene Ontology annotation, biological process: G protein-coupled receptor signaling pathway. The record is from RefSeq and is a predicted model, not a curated record. NCBI's taxonomy places the organism in Eukaryota, Metazoa, Chordata, Amphibia, Anura, Myobatrachidae. Gene Ontology annotation, cellular component: membrane. The transcript has a single exon. Bases 1 to 927 code for a protein of 308 amino acids.